This is a messenger RNA of Cydia strobilella, 854 nucleotides long. It is a transcript of the gene TpnC25D, whose product is annotated as troponin C. The record is from RefSeq and is a predicted model, not a curated record. Gene Ontology annotation, cellular component: myosin II complex. The transcript is spliced from 5 exons. NCBI's taxonomy places the organism in Eukaryota, Metazoa, Arthropoda, Insecta, Lepidoptera, Tortricidae. Gene Ontology annotation, molecular function: calcium ion binding. Bases 138 to 593 code for a protein of 151 amino acids.
UCACUUAUUUUCGUAUUCCAGUUUCUACGUUUGAGGAUUUUCUAUAAAUAGGGGUGCCACGCGGGCGAGAAAUCCAGUGUAACAACACUCGCACUCGGAUUCGGUUCUUGUUACAUAAAGCUACCAACCCUACUGCCAUGGACACCGAUGACGAUCAGAAGAUGGCGAUGCUUCGCAAAGCCUUCCAGAUGUUCGACACCACCAAGUCUGGCUACAUCGACGUCCUCAAGAUCUCCACCAUCCUGAACACGAUGGGUCAGCUGUUCGAUGACUCUGAACUGCAGGCUCUCAUUGAUGAGAAUGAUCCAGAAAACUCUGGCAAAAUCAACUUUGAUGGCUUCUGCAACAUCGCAUCUCACUUCUUGGAGGAAGAAGAUGCCGAAGCUAUGCAACAGGAACUGAAGGAAGCCUUCAGAUUGUACGAUCGCGAAGGCAACGGCUACAUCACCACGUCCACGCUCAAGGAAAUCCUGGCCGCCCUCGACGACAAGCUGAGCAACUCCGACCUCGACGGCAUCAUCGCUGAGAUCGACACUGACGGCUCCGGAACCGUCGAUUUCGAUGAAUUCAUGGAGAUGAUGACUGGCGACUAGGCGUAUCAGCAAUAUUCCCAUAGUAUUAUUAUAUUUAGUUACUAUUUAUACAUUAUUCAGAAGUUAUAUAGACUUCGAUAUUAGUACAAAACCUACUAAUGCGGUAUUAGCAUGGUUCGUGACAAAAACAACUACAUCAUCUUAUCAUCUAUCUUAUAGAUAGUGCGUUUUAUUAGACAGUCUACACUGAGUAGGCCAAGGAUCAGAGAGCGUUCUAAAGAAUUAUUUCCGGAAUAAUUUACAUGAAAUGUUCUUUCAGUU